Messenger RNA from Python bivittatus (Burmese python), 735 nucleotides. The record is from RefSeq and is a predicted model, not a curated record. NCBI's taxonomy places the organism in Eukaryota, Metazoa, Chordata, Lepidosauria, Squamata, Pythonidae.
AGGGCCCAAUUUUAAAAGAUGGAAACUUUGCUUUUAUUUUUGUGUGUAGAAUCUUUUCCCGGAUACAAUGUUGCACUCUGUUUAAGCAUUGCCAUUAAAAAUAAAGCAAGUAAUGAUGAAAUCUUCACCAUUCUGAAGGAUGUGCCCAAUCUUAAUCAGGAUGAUGAUGAUGAUGAAGGCUUCUCAUUCAAUCCUUUAAAAAUAGAGGUUUUUGUCCAGGCGCUAUUGCACUUAGCCUCAAAGUCAUUCAGUCACUCUUUCAGUGCUCUGGGAAAAUUUCGAGAAGUCCUCAAAACUCUGGCUGAAAGUGAUGAAGGGAAGCUCCAUGUUCUCAGAGUUAUGUAUGAAGUAUGGAAAAAUCAUCCUCAGAUGAUUGCUGUACUGGUGGAUAAGAUGAUUCGCACACAGAUUGUGGACUGUGCUGCAGUGGCAAACUGGAUUUUCUCUCCAGAGCUAGCUCAUGAUUUUACAAGAUUUUAUAUUUGGGAGAUCUUACACUCUACCAUUCGUAAGAUGAACAAGCACGUGAUGAUGAUCCAGAAGGAGCUAGAAGAAGCCAAGGAAAGAUUAGCCAAGCAACACAAAAGACGUGAUGAUGCCCGAAGCAAUGAGAGGGAGAAUUGGCCCCUCGAAGAGCAGAUCGAACGCUUGCAAGAAAAGGUUGAAUCAGCUCAAAGCGAACAAAAAAACCUCUUCCUUGUAAUUUUCCAGCGUUUCAUUAUGAUCCUAACAGAG